UAGUUUUAGGUAAGUCUAAUGGAGAGUAGUGAUGCAUAUGGAUUCAAUAGUUUUCGUGGUAACAAUUCUUCAAUUUGGAGAAACAAUGAAGUUGAUGUCUUCUCCAAAUCUUCUUUAGAACAAGAUGAUGAAGAAGCUCUGAAAUGGGCUGCUCUAGAGAAACUACCAACUUAUAACCGUCUCAGAACAGGUGUAUUGGCUGGCACAGAAGGUGAGACCACAAAGGAAAUUUGUAUUAAGAGUCUUGGUUUAUCAGAGAGGAAGAUUUUGUUAGAAAGGCUUGUCAAAGUUGCAGAGAAAGACAAUGAGAAUUUCUUGUUGAAGCUCAAGGAUCGCCUUGAUCGAGUUGGAAUUGAUGUUCCUACAAUUGAAGUCCGAUUCGAGCAUGUAAAUGUAGAUGCAGAAGCUUAUGUUGGAAGCAGAGCUUUACCUACAGUACUCAAUUUUUCUGCUAAUAUGUUAGAGGGGCUCUUGAGCUAUCUUCAUAUUCUCCCAAGUAAAAAGCAACCAUUAUCAAUCCUUCAUGAUGUUAGUGGAAUAAUAAAGCCUGGCAGAAUUACACUGCUUUUAGGGCCUCCAAGCUCCGGAAAGACAACGUUACUGCGGGCUUUGGCAGGAAAGCUUGAUCAAGAUCUAAAAUUCUCUGGAAAAAUAACUUACAAUGGCCAUGAAAUGGAUGAAUUUAUCCCACAAAGGACAGCGGCUUAUAUCAGUCAACAAGAUCUUCACAUAGGGGAAAUGACUGUGAGAGAAACCUUGGCUUUUUCCGCAAGAUGUCAAGGGGUAGGAGCCCGAUAUGAGAUGUUAUCAGAGUUGUUGAGAAGAGAAAAGGUGGAACAUAUUAAGCCAGAUGCUGACCUUGAUGUUUACAUGAAGGCAGCUGCACUAGAUGGACAGGAGGUCAGUGUGAUCACAGAUUAUGUUCUAAAGAUCUUGGGACUUGAGGUUUGCGCUGAUACCUUGGUAGGAGAUCAAAUGCUGAGAGGUAUCUCUGGAGGACAAAGAAAACGUGUCACAACAGGGGAGAUGCUGGUUGGACCAGCAAGGGUGCUUUUCAUGGAUGAGAUAUCGACUGGUUUGGACAGUUCGACAACUUUCCAAAUUGUGAAUUCACUUAAGCAAUACAUCCACAUUCUAAAAGAGACAGCAGUAAUCUCUCUCCUCCAGCCAGCUCCAGAGACUUACAAUCUAUUUGAUGACAUUAUUCUCCUGUCAGAUGGGCACCUUAUUUACCAGGGUCCCCGUGAGCAUGUGCUUGAGUUCUUUGAAUCCAUGGGAUUCAAAUGUCCAGAAAGGAAGGGAGUUGCUGACUUUUUGCAAGAAGUGACAUCUAGGAAGGAUCAAAAACAAUACUGGGCAUGUAAAGAUGAACCUUACAGAUUUAUUCCAGUCGACGAAUUUGCUAAGGCAUUUCAGUCAUUCCACAUUGCUCAGAAGCUAGAAAAUGAACUUUCCAUCCCAUUUGAUAAGACAAAGAGUCACCCUGCUGCCUUACAUACAAAUAAAUAUGGUAUUAACAAGAAGGAACUGUUAAAAGCCUGCAUAUCAAGAGAACUAUUGCUAAUGAAGAGAAACUCUUUUGUCUACAUCUUCAAGAUAUCACAGCUUACUCUUAUGGCUUUCAUAACUAUGACAAUCUUCCUGCGUACUGAGAUGCACCGAGAUUCAGUAACGGAUGGUCAGAUUUAUAUGGGUGCUUUGUUCUUCUCUCUCGUCGUUAUUAUGUUUAAUGGAUUCGCAGAGCUUUCCAUGACUGUCAUGAAGCUUCCUAUAUUUUACAAGCAAAGAGACCUCCUCUUCUAUCCUUCUUGGGCAUACUUAUUGCCCACAUGGAUACUAAAGAUCCCAAUCACACUAGUUGAAGUUGCUAUUUGGGUGUUCAUGACUUACUAUGUCAUAGGCUUUGAUCCAAACGUCUCAAGGCUAUUCAAACAGUACCUUCUGCUUUCAUGCGUUAACCAAAUGGCAUUUAGUUUGUUCCGAUUCAUCGGAACACUGGGGAGGAAUAUGAUCAUUGCAAACACAUUUGGGUCCUUUGCAUUACUUAUAUUCAUGGCUCUUGGUGGAUUUGUCUUGUCACGAGAUAAUAUAAAGAAAUGGUGGAUAUGGGGCUACUGGAUCUCUCCUUUGAUGUAUGGGCAAAAUGCGCUAGUAGUGAAUGAGUUUCUUGGGAAAAGUUGGAGUCAGGUUCAACCCAAUUCUACAGAGGCAUUAGGAGUGUUAGUACUAAAGGCUCGUGGGGUCUUCCCUGAAGCUUAUUGGUAUUGGAUUGGAGUAGGGGCAUUGAUAGGUUAUACUUUCCUGUUCAAUGCUCUUUCUACUUUGGCACUGUCUUAUCUCAAUCCAUUUGAGAAACCUCAAGCAGUUCUAUCUGAAGAGAGCUUGAUUGAGAAGAAUACAAACAGAACUGGAGAAUCUAUUGAGCUAUCAUCCAAGGGAAAGAGUUCUAUAGGCAGACGAGAAGAUAUUAAAAGAAGUAUGUCAUCCAAGUCUUCGUCUACAAGGGUAGUGGAUACUGAUGCCAAUCAGAACAGGAAGCGUGGAAUGGUUCUUCCCUUUGAACCUGUUUCCCUCACCUUUGAAGAAAUUAGAUAUUCCGUGGAUAUUCCACAGGAAAUGAAAGCACAAGGUAUUACAGAGGACCGGCUGGAGCUUCUAAAGGGAGUUAGUGGAGCUUUUAGGCCAGGAGUUCUUACAGCUCUAAUGGGUGUCAGUGGUGCUGGUAAGACUACUUUGAUGGAUGUGUUGGCUGGAAGGAAAACUGGAGGAAAUAUUGAGGGAAGCAUCAAAAUAUCCGGUUACCCUAAGAAUCAGGAAACAUUUGCUCGCGUAUCAGGAUACUGUGAACAGAAUGAUAUCCACUCCCCUCAUGUUACUGUCUACGAGUCCUUACUCUAUUCUGCUUGGCUUCGGUUACCUUCUGAAGUCAAUUCUGCCACUAGAAAGAUGUUCAUUGAGGAGGUCAUGGAGCUUGUAGAGCUGACCUCAUUGAGGGAAGCACUGGUAGGGCUGCCAGGAAUAAAUGGUCUCUCAACAGAGCAGCGCAAGAGACUAACCAUCGCUGUUGAACUCGUUGCCAACCCUUCAAUUGUAUUCAUGGAUGAGCCAACCUCUGGCCUUGAUGCAAGGGCAGCAGCAAUAGUGAUGAGAACAGUGAGAAACAUUGUAGACACUGGAAGAACAGUGGUGUGCACCAUCCACCAGCCAAGCAUCGACAUAUUUGAUGCUUUUGAUGAGCUGUUCUUAAUGAAGCAAGGAGGACAAGAAAUAUAUGUCGGCCCACUGGGGACACAUGCUUGUCAUUUGAUCAAUUACUUUGAGGCAAUAGAAGGAGUCAGUAAAAUAAAAGACGGUUAUAAUCCAGCAACAUGGAUGUUGGAGGUGACAACAACAGCCCAAGAAGCAGCACUAGGAGUCAACUUCAGUGAAACUUAUAAGAAUUCAGAACUGUACAGGAGGAAUAGAUCAAUGAUUCAGGAACUGGGUAAACCUAGCCCAGGAUCAAAUGACCUUUAUUUUCCUACUCAGUACUCCCAGCCUUUCUUCAUCCAAUGCAUAGCCUGCCUCUGGAAACAACAUUGGUCAUACUGGCGGAAUCCACCAUACACUGCCGUUAGGCUCUUCUUCACAACUAUCAUAGCUCUGAUGUUUGGGUCAAUGUUUUGGGCUCUUGGAUCUAGAAGCCAAAAGCAACAGGACAUCUUUAAUGCAAUGGGUUCUAUGUAUGCUGCUAUUAUCUUUCUUGGGGUAUCAAAUUCUUCCUCAGUGCAGCCUGUUGUAGCUAUUGAAAGGGCAGUUUUCUAUAGAGAGAGGGCUGCUGGAAUGUACUCUGCAUUGCCAUAUGCUUUUGCCCAAGUCAUGAUUGAACUUCCAUAUGUCUUCAUACAGGCUGUAGUAUACGCGCUUAUAGUGUAUUCAAUGAUCGGAUUUCACUGGACUGUUGCAAAGUUCUUUUGGUACCUAUUCUUCAUGUACUUCACAUUGUUAUACUACACCUUUUAUGGUAUGAUGGCAGUGGCAUUGACACCCAACCAACACAUGGCUUCUAUAGUUUCCUCGGCAUUCUAUGCAAUAUGGAAUGUUUUCUCAGGAUUCCUAAUUCCAAGAACAAGGAUUCCUGUCUGGUGGAGGUGGUACUACUGGAUCAGCCCUGUUUCUUGGACAUUGUACGGAUUGGUGGUGUCACAGUAUGGAGAUAUACAGGAAAAGCUUGAAUCAGGCAGCAGUGUAGAAGAUUUUGUGAGGAACUAUUUUGGAUUUAGACAUGAAUUUUUAGGAGUGGUUUCUGUUGUGAUUGUUGCCUUCCCUACUCUUUUUGCAUUCAUAUUUGCUUUUUCAAUUAAGGCAAUUAACUUCCAGAAAAGAUAAGAAGAGAAUGCUCGCAGAAUAAAGAGAAAAAAAAAAUGAAGUAUUAGCAGCAGUUAGAGCCAUUAUAGAAGCUC
This is a messenger RNA of Telopea speciosissima, 4442 nucleotides long. Its product is annotated as pleiotropic drug resistance protein 1-like. Gene Ontology annotation, cellular component: membrane. The transcript is spliced from 24 exons. The coding region runs from base 19 to 4368 and encodes 1449 amino acids. Gene Ontology annotation, molecular function: ATP binding; ABC-type transporter activity; ATP hydrolysis activity. Lineage: Eukaryota; Viridiplantae; Streptophyta; Magnoliopsida; Proteales; Proteaceae. The record is from RefSeq and is a predicted model, not a curated record.